Molecule: messenger RNA, 3192 nt
Organism: Scheffersomyces amazonensis
Lineage: Eukaryota; Fungi; Ascomycota; Pichiomycetes; Serinales; Debaryomycetaceae
Gene: ADP1
Product: putative ATP-dependent permease
Exons: 1
Coding region: 61-3102 (1013 amino acids)
Biological process (GO): transmembrane transport
Cellular component (GO): membrane
Molecular function (GO): ATP binding; ABC-type transporter activity; ATP hydrolysis activity
Source: RefSeq, a predicted model, not a curated record
AGCCAUUGCUAAGGGGAUACCAUAUAGACUACUAAACUUUUUAGCUUAUCUAAGACGCCCAUGAAGUACGUAUCGCUCGCUGCCAUAGCCCUCUGGUCGGCGUCGGUACUUGGGGCCGGGGCCGUCCAGGUCCGUAACGAGAAGGACUUGUAUAAUAAUUUCGACCGUAUUAAACGUGGAGCCGUAUUAAAUGAUGUAUUUGAUAUCAAACAGAGUUUAGCCGAUCAAUAUAAUGAAUCAGAAACCGAUGACAAAUGUCCUCCGUGUUUCAAUUGUAAUUUGCCUAACUUUGAAUGUGUUCAAUUCUCCCAGUGUAAUACAUUUACAGGGAGAUGUGAAUGUCGUGAUGGUUAUGGUGGAUUAGAUUGUUCAGAACCGUUAUGUGGAUCAUUAUCCGAUGGAAAUAAUAAUCGACCAUCCCGUCAAGAACCUACAUGUGAUUGUAAGCCGGGAUGGUCAGGUAUUAAUUGUAAUAUGUGUACUGAAGAUAAUGUAUGUGAUGCCUUUAUGCCCGAAGGUUUAUCAGGUACUUGUUAUAAAAGUGGGAUUAUUGUUAAUAAAUUCCACCAAAUGUGUGAUGUAACUAAUCCCAAGAUUAUAUCAAUUCUUGGAGGUAAGAAACCUCAGGCCACUUUUAGUUGUAAUAGAAGUGCAGAGAAUUGUGAUUUCCAAUUUUGGAUUGAUCAAAGAGAAUCAUUUUAUUGUAGUUUAAACAAGUGUAAACUUGACUAUGAUCUUAGUGCUAAUACUACUCAUUAUAAUUGUGAAGAAGUGGCCUGUAAAUGUUUACCUGAUCGAAUGCUCUGUGGAGAAGCAGGAUCUAUUGAUAUUUCUGAAUUCUUGACUGAAACCAUCAAAGGACCCGGGGAUUUUAGCUGUGAUGUGGCCGAUAGAACUUGUCGAUUCUCAGAACCAAGUAUGAAUGAUUUAAUUCAAAGUGUAUUUGGAGAUCCUUAUAUUACUUUAAAAUGUAAAUCUGGUGAAUGUGUUCAUAAAAGUGAAAUUCCAGGUUAUGAUAUUCCUGAUAAAACCAAAUUAACUUUAAAUAAUAUAAUCUUAAUCAUUGGUGUGGCUCUUGUAUGUGGAUUAAUUAUUAUAUCUGGUGUACAUAAUAUAAAUCAAUCACCAUUAUUUAAACAAAGUGGUGAAGAUUUAUAUGAACCAUUUGAUGCUGAUAAUGCUGCUAUGAAUAAGAAUUUUACUCCUACAACACUUUCAUUUGAAAAUGUUAGUUAUACUGUAAAGGGACAAACAGUUCUUAAGAAUGUAUUUGGAAUUGUUCAACCUCGCGAAUGUUUAGCUAUUUUAGGAGGUCUGGGUGCUGGUAAGACUACUUUAUUAGAUAUUUUAGCUGGUAAAAAUAAGGGAGGUAUUGUUACGGGUGACAUUUAUGUUAAUGGUAAUAUACUUGAAAAUGAAGAUUAUAAACGGAUAGUGGGAUAUGUUGAUCAAGAAGAUCAUUUAAUUCCUACAUUGACUGUAUAUGAAACCGUACUUAAUAGUGCAUUAUUAAGAUUACCUCGAGAUAUGACUCUUAGACAAAAGGAAGCCAGAGUGGUUGAAGUAUUAAAUGAAUUAAGGAUCUUAAACAUUAAGGAUAGAGUUAUUGGAUCUGACUUUAAGAGAGGCAUUUCAGGAGGUGAAAAGAGACGAGUAUCAAUUGCUUGUGAAUUGGUUACUUCACCUUCAGUAUUAUUUUUAGAUGAACCAACGUCUGGUUUAGAUGCUUAUAAUGCCAGAAAUGUUAUUGAAUCAUUGGUUAAAUUAUCUCGAGAUUUCAAUAGAACCAUUGUAUUUACUAUCCAUCAACCUAGAAGUAAUAUUGUAUCAUUAUUUGAUAAACUUAUCCUUUUAAGUGAAGGAGAUCUUGUUUACUCGGGUGAUAUGAUUAAGUGUAAUGAUUAUUUUGCACGCAAUGGAUAUCAAUGUCCUUUGGGUUAUAACAUAGCCGACUUUUUAAUUGAUAUUACUGUAAAACAUAAACAAAUUGGCAAACUGUCAUCGGCUGAAACUCCCGAUGUUCAUGCUGAAUUCACUCAAACUUCAGGUGAAACUGAUACUACAAGAGAAUGGCAGCAUUAUGCUAUUCAUCGGGAUGAUUUUAAUCAUGAUCAUGAUACCGAAGAAGAUACGGUAGUUCAGUACACUGGUAAUUUAUCCACUGUGUUUAUAGAAUCUCCUAUAGCAGGAGAUAUUAAACAAGAAAUCACAGCCAUUAAGGAAUCCCCAAUUGCUAUAGAUGUUAGUAGAAAGAGAAUCAAACGUGCCAGUUUCUUAUCACAAGUAUUGAUUGUAUCAUCAAGAACUUUCAAGAACUUGUAUAGAAACCCUCGACUCUUACUUUCUCAUUAUUUCCUUUCCUUUUUAGUAGGAGGAUUCUGUGGUUAUUUAUAUUAUGAUGUUCAUAAUGAUAUUAGUGGAUUCCAGAAUAGAUUGGGAUUAUUCUUCUUUGUAUUGGCAUUCUUUGGUUUCUCAUCACUCACUGGGUUACAUUCGUUUUCGACAGAAAGAAUUAUCUUUAUUCGAGAAAGAGCCAAUAAUUAUUAUCAUCCUCUUAGUUACUAUUUGAGUAAAAUCUUUUGUGAUGUGUUACCAUUAAGAGUAUUUCCUCCUAUUUUAUUAGUCAGUAUAAUAUAUCCAUUGGUUGGUUUAACUAUGGAGCAUAAUGCAUUCUUAAAGACUAUUUUAGUGGUAGUCUUAUUUAAUGUGGCAGUAUCAGUUGAGAUGCUCAUUGUGGGGAUCUUAAUUAAAGAACCUGGAACUUCUACUAUGUUAGGAGUAUUGGUAUUAUUAUUAUCACUCUUAUUUGCAGGAUUAUUUGUCAAUAGUGAAGAUUUGAAAGGUAGUAUAAGAUGGUUGGAAUGGGUAUCUGUAUUCCAUUAUGCAUAUGAAGCAUUAUCCAUUAAUGAAGUUAAAGAUUUGAUCUUAAAGGAAAAGAAGUAUGGACUCUCCAUUGAAGUUCCAGGAGCUGUCAUCUUAAGUACGUUCGGAUUCGAUGUAGGAGCCUUCUGGAAGGAUAUUUCCUAUUUGGGUGGACUUGCCGUGACAUUCUUAAUUAUUGGCUAUGUGUUUUUACACUAUUUUACUAUUGAAAAGAGAUAACUUAUAUAGACAGUUUUAAUUAUAUUAUUAAAAGAAAAGAAAAGAAAAGAAACUAAAAGAAAUAAAAGAAUAUACACCUUGUUUAACUAG